Trichoplusia ni (cabbage looper) is the source of this 2348-nucleotide messenger RNA. RefSeq names its product mitochondrial cardiolipin hydrolase-like. Lineage: Eukaryota; Metazoa; Arthropoda; Insecta; Lepidoptera; Noctuidae. The record is from RefSeq and is a predicted model, not a curated record. Gene Ontology annotation, cellular component: mitochondrion. Gene Ontology annotation, molecular function: RNA endonuclease activity producing 5'-phosphomonoesters, hydrolytic mechanism. The transcript has 8 exons. Gene Ontology annotation, biological process: piRNA processing. The coding region runs from base 108 to 908 and encodes 266 amino acids.
AAAACUUUCGGGCAGAUGCGUGGGCAACAUGGUGGACUGUUGAUAGCUUAAAGUUUUAUUUAAUUCGUGUCUCGUUAAUAAAUACCGAAUGCUGUAAAAUUUCCAAAAUGGAUUGGAGAAAUGCGAAGAUUCUGUUAGCAUCCACAGCAACGGUGGUAGUUGCAAGUCAAAUUGUGAAAAAGGUGUAUAAAUACUUUUCUAGUUCAAAAAAGUCUUGCCUAUCUGAGACGCGCAACGAAGACACAUGUGAUGAAGUAUUAAAUCUUAAAAAUCGGGAUAUAAACGACGUCAUAUUAUUUUCGGACGACGUUGUCCGACACACAGUAAGAGUGCCACCUAACAAGGAUAUAACUAUCUGUGAAAGCAGAGAGUUGAACUGCUUCAAAUUAAUAAAGUACAUAAAAUCAGCACGUGAGACUUUAGACGUCUGUAUGUAUUUGAUAACAAGCAGUGAAAUAGCUGAACAAAUAAUUAGGCUGGGACAGAAACACAUUUUAGUAAGAAUAGUCGUUGACAGCGAUAUGGCCUUCACUCCACCAUCGCAAAUUAAUAAGCUGAAGGAAUAUAGUUUCAUCCAAGUGCAGACCAGCAAGAAAUCUAUUUUAAUGCAUCAUAAGUUUUGUAUUAUUGACGGGCCCAAAGCCAUUAAACGAAAAAAUAUGUUAAAAGCACAUGCAGAAAAGUUAAAUGUGUACGGAACAUUUACGAAAACUGCGAAAGUUCCACAGAAAUCAAAACAUUUUAAAGGCUUCGUUAUGUCUGGUUCAUUAAACUGGUCCACCCAGGCUAUGGUAUCAAAUCACGAAAGUGUUAUAGUUACAUCUCAUCAAAAUAUAGUCGGAAAAUUCGAAAAAGAAUUUGAGAGUUUAUGGGUGGAAACUGAACCAGCCUUAAUGACUUCAACAUGAUAUUUAGACAUAUAUUACACUUCACAAAAGGAAGGAGCUAAAAUCUGUACGACUCAGUUUAUGCCGAUAAAAGUACAAAAUAUGAAAUACCACAUGUGCAAGUGUAAAAUAUGUGCUACAAAUAAUAUAAAAGUGGACGAUUAUAACAUAAAAUGUGCAAACAACGAAUACAAAACGUAAAUAUAAUAAAUGAUGGAAAGUGAUAAAGUUAACAGUUUUCAAAGUUGUGUUUAUAAAGUGCACAUUGGAUGCAGUGUUAUUGUCACUAGAUGGCGCUGUUGGAAUUGUGGUUGAGCAAGUGAGAAACUUGUUCAGCCACUCACCGCUAGAUGGCGUUAUUGAUUCAUCGAGUUCACUACCCGAUAACUUCGUGUGAUAACAUGGGGGUGAUGGCUAACCUUUGAUAACAACCAUGGUACCUACAUGUAACGCCACCAGACACCACUUGCGGCCAUGAUCCAACGCGACUCGUCCGAUGCAGAGACUCGUUUCAUCUCGCGUUAGCUUAUUCCAGUCCGCCACUAUAUAAGACUGUUUAUGUUACAAUCGCAUUGUUACAAUAUCCCUCCUCACAAUCCUAGCUCCAUCGGGAAUGUUACGCAAUGUGCAGUCAGCACUGAUCACCGCGCUUGUUAUAUUCUCAUUGUCAGCUGUAAUACGUGAUAGUGCUUCACUGCACUUCCGUACGUUCUUAGGAACGACUGAUUUAUGACAUAGACCAGUCCUAUAUUGUUAUGUAUCUUUACCACUCACUAUGGUAAGAUCUCGAAGGAAAACGCAAAAAUGCUCGUCUAGUUUGUAAGUUUUAUGACUUGAAACAAUUUUUGUGAUCUUCAUUACGUUUUUCCGCUUUCCUUCGCGAUUCUCACAAGACCGCGCAUUCACUUAGUUUUACUCUACAAUCCUGCGUAUUUGUGUUGUCUAUACAAUGUAUAUGUUUUGAAUAAUAUUGACUAACAAAUACUAAACAAUUCUAACGCAUGACUUUUUUUAUUUUUACGAUAUAAACUCGCGAGUAUGCAUGACGUUAAAUGAUCUUGUUUAAUUAUUUAAGUUUUAAACGUUUUGUUAAAUAUUUAGACAACCUGUUACACUGACAUGUUUAUAUUUUAAAUUAUUUGAUAGUUUAUGUGUAUUGAUUGUGAAAUGUUUACUUCAACAAUUUGUAAAUUUUAUUGGAUUUAAUCAACAUGUAUUAUGAGAUCUGUCGUGUACGGUCGUUCGCCUUGCUCCAUAAAACUUGAUUUUACGUUAAAUUCUGAUCGUUUAAAUUCGAGUUUUAGUUCAUGCAUGGCAAUACCCGGGGUUGCAUUCUAGUUUUUUUUAAGAGGAAAAAUUUGAUUAUGCAAUCAGUUAUUACAUCAAUUAGUAAAUUAUGAAAAUUAUUGUUUUUAUUAUUAUCGAUUAUAAAUCAGUUUUUAAUAAAUGUUUCGGCAUGAA